AUGUUUAACAAGGUCGUCAAGGGUGAUACAGAUAUUUGGGAAACCAAUGAUCCUACAAAGUAUGCCUCCAAGGUUUUUACUGAUACAAAAGGAGAAAACGUGAGCAUAUAUCAGAUGGACGGUGAUAUUAUACACUAUGGGAAGUCAGGAGCUGGAUGGGUGAAGACUUCUCACAAAGUUACUCUUGAUAUCAGUAAGACCUCCAGUACCAUAGAGUUUGAUUUUCACCAUGAUGGUGAGAGGAGGACUUUCACGCCAAAACCUGGUUACUUUUUCAGUAGAGUCAUCAUCAGUGAUAUUCUUCAAUGUGAAUUUUGGGAACCCAAGGAUCCCAGCGUGAGUAUUAAUAAGGUUGUAAUCUUCGGUGUAGAGUCGACUAUCAGAAAUGUUAGCAUAUUUCUCAGUAAUAAUACGGUUGAACAUUUCCACAAGGAAUACGACGAGUGGGUCGCAGAAACUGCCAUGAUUCUUAAUAUAGAUAUCAAUCAUGAUAAUGACCUCUUUGACUACAGAUCCACCAGAGGAUUUGGUCACUUCAAUCCCAAGGCCAAUUUGACUGUCGAAAAAAUAGUGAAGAAAACGCUUGAAAUAUGGAAAGCUGAUCCAGAAGAUCAUGGUCUCAAAGUAGUUUUGAUGGGUGCUGGCAAGGAAGAGAAACAUAUAUCAAUUCUGUUGGAGAGUGGCGAAUUCGUACUUCUUCAAAAGACUGGAAAGGGUCAACCCUGGGGAAACAUUACCAAGAAUAAACAUAACUUCUCAGGGGUAAAAAUGUUUGCCUUGGAGGAGGGUAAAUCCAACUAUCAUGAGCUUACGAGGGAAGAUUACGAUCCGAUUGUGUUUGAAUGUAGAUAUGGUUACGAGUUUAGGAAUGAUGUCAGGUGUGUGAGAAUCAUCAACACUUUCCUGAGCUCUCUCUUUAAAUCUCAACUAAUAACUACCAAAUACUAUCAAUAG
Messenger RNA from Theileria parva strain Muguga, 954 nucleotides. RefSeq lists its product as uncharacterized. The record is from RefSeq and is a predicted model, not a curated record. The coding region runs from base 1 to 954 and encodes 317 amino acids. Lineage: Eukaryota; Apicomplexa; Aconoidasida; Piroplasmida; Theileriidae. The transcript has a single exon.